Molecule: messenger RNA, 2344 nt
Organism: Cyprinodon tularosa
Lineage: Eukaryota; Metazoa; Chordata; Actinopteri; Cyprinodontiformes; Cyprinodontidae
Product: trace amine-associated receptor 13c-like
Exons: 3
Coding region: 1-1062 (353 amino acids)
Biological process (GO): G protein-coupled receptor signaling pathway; cell surface receptor signaling pathway
Cellular component (GO): membrane
Molecular function (GO): trace-amine receptor activity
Source: RefSeq, a predicted model, not a curated record
AUGUCCUGGGUGGAGAGCCAGACCUUCUGGCGCGGGAUAAACGUAGGGGCGACCCUCCUCUCCUCGCUCUUAGAGAUGGAAGAAGUAGAGCUCUGCUUCCCACAGCUGCUCAAAACCUCCUGCAGGAAACCAAAGCAUUCUUCCUCUCAUAUAUUGCUUCUUUCUGUUCUCCUAUCUGUUGUUUCUCUUCUGACUGUGAGUCUUAACAUGCUGGUAAUCAUUGCAAUUCUGCACUUCAGACAGCUUCACACCUCCACAAACAUGAUUCUUCUCUCUCUGGCUUUCUCAGAUUUCUUCGUGGGUUUUCUCUUCUUGUUUCAACUCAUGAUGGUAGACGGCUGCUGGUAUCUUGGCAACCUCAUGUGUGCUCUGUUUGGUAUUUUAGAUUUAAUUAUUGUCUCUGCCUCAGUGGGAAAUAUGGUGCUUAUUUCAAUUGACCGUUAUGUAGCCAUAUGUGAUCCUCUGCAUUAUCCCACUAAGGUCACUCUGAAAAGAGCUAGAGUCUCAGUUUCACUCUGUUGGACUUGUUCUGUAAUUUAUUCCACUGUGAUGUUGAGGGAGAACUUAGAUAAUUUGGACAAAUUUAGUUCCUGUGCUGGAGACUGUACAGCUGACUUUGGCAUCACAGGGUUUAUUAUCGAUCUUUUUUUAACAUUCCUUAUUCCCAUUACUGUCAUAUUAGUUCUUUAUGCCAUAGUCUUUGUGGUGGCUGUUUCUCAGAUUCAGAUCAUGCGCUCUCAAGUUUCAGUCCUCACAAGUAGGUAUUCAGUAAAAGCAAUUCCCAAGAAAUCUGAAAUAAAAGCAGCCAGGACUCUUGGGCUUGUGAUAAUUGUGUUUCUGUCGUGCCUUUGCCCUUAUUUCUGCAUCUCCCUAUUGAGUUUAGACAGCUUGCUCCAUACUUUGACAGGUGUUUAUGUUAUGUCAUUGUUUUACUUCAAUUCCUGUCUUAACCCACUAAUCUAUGCAUUAUUCUACCCUUGGUUUAGAAAGUCUAUCAAAAUUAUUGUUACACUUAAAAUAUUCAAGUCAGGUUCCUCUAAUGUAAACUUACUGCAUCCCUAAUCACUAUACUGUACAGUGUCCAGCAAAUCUGUAAACAAUAUUUUUCCUAUAUUGUUUCUUUCCUUUUAUUUCAAAAACUCAAUCUCCAUGUGUUUUAGUUAGAUUUUUAGGUGUUGGACAAAUAAAUAAUCAAGCAGAAUUGUGAAGGAGAAGGGAAAUAAUACACAGUUUUGAUCAAAGAAAUACUUUACAUUACACCAGCACUCAGGGGCCAGUGUAAAUGGUGAAAAAGGAGAAGGAUUCUAAAGGCCUAUGAUUAAUAGGGGCCCAGUAAGGACCCUGAUAGAAUUACAAAAGUGACAGAAAUAUUAUGACAACUAGUAAUAAACUUACAAUCACCCACUGUUUUAUGUUUUAGGUAAACCAUUUUUGUCUGUUUUGAAAAUACAGAUACACACACACAUUUGCAUAAAAUUGUUAAGAUAACUACCCGCUUCACUUCCUUUAUGAGGCCUCUGGCAAGUUUUCACAGACAGCGAUUGGAGAAGGGGACAGUAAGAUUUUGCAGUCAAGGAACCAAAGAAAGGAAACAGCAUUAGCUCCAAUAAGAGAAAGAGGGAAAGACUUGAUGGUAUGCCACUCAAUUCAAUUCAGUUUGUUUAUAUAGUGCCAUAUCACAACACAUGUCAUCUCAAGUCACUUAACUGAUCAAAUUCAAUAAUACAGUACAGAGCCCCCUUCUGCUGUCUUCUAUCACAGGAAAGGUAGUGUAGUUAGUGUUUCAUGUACAGUUGCAAUAACUUAUUGCAAGUAUAUUUUAUUUGAUUAUGUUUUGUCUGUCUAGUAAAAUGUGGCUGUUUUCAUGUUGGGUUUUCAGUUACAUUCUGAUGUCUUUUUGUGUUUUCUAAGACAUCAGUUUCGUUUUCUAUUUAGUGUUAUUUAAAGUUAUAGGGCAAUCUUUUAUUUACGGGUGGAUCUUCUAAAUAAGUGUACCUCCUAAUUGUCAAUCAUUCUGGUGUUAUGUUUACCUAAUUCAAAUAUAUAUUUGUGUUGAUGAAAGAAAUAAAAAAUGGGUCCAAGAAAUGUUCUGCUAAACACAGACAGCUCCAUUGUAAGCCUAUAGAUUUCAAGAUGAAAUACACAGGAUACAUUAAGCAUUUUAAAUUAAUUAAAACAAAAAGCAAUGGCAUCAAUUAAAGAUAUGAUUUGAACUAAAGACUAAUUUGCAAUGACUAAUAUUGAGUAAAUCACUGACGGUUCCUGAAUUAGUCUGAGACGUAUUGAUAUUGCGGUGGUUUUAAGAUACAUGAUUAUCCAAAGAUCUUAAAAUUAAUUGUUGAUU